GGACGCCAAAAUGGAAAAAUGCUGGUUCACCCUCGCUCAAAACCAUUACCCACCAUCAACCCCAACCCAAAAGGGCCCAAUCCAACUAGGCCACCUCCUCUCAUCACUCAUCCCUCUACCGCCCCCAAUAAACACCGCCUCAGGCCCUCUCCCUCUCCCCGCAUACAUGCCCAUCUACCCCUCCCGCCUCACAGACCUCCGCUGGCAAUCCGCGACUAGCUCCACUCUCUCCGCCUCAGCAACUGCCCAGCUCCCCAUCCCCCAAGCGAUGGGACUAGUAAGUGCCGGCGGCGGGGCGGGUAUUGCGUUCCAAAAAUCCAUAGCGCGGUUCUGGUGUUUCGACGCUGUGGAUGUGGAGAUUAUUCAGCCAGAUGAGGAGUAUAUUGAGGAGAGUUUGGAGGUUGAGUGUGUGAAGGCUUGGAUUGAGAGGAAACGGAAGAAGAGUUUGAUCGGGGCUUGGUCAAUGUUUAUGAUUACGGGUUUGGCGAUUGCGAGGGGUGUCAGGGGGGAUAAAGAUAGUGGAAUGGUUGAAGGGAAGGGGUGGGGGAUUGAGUUGGGGCCGCAGGUAUCUCUACCCAGUAUUGUCGACGUCGGUAUAUCCGGCGGGGUUGGGAGAACAGGCGGGCAGGAGAUGACAUUUAGCGGCUGCUCGGACUUUGUGUGGGCGAUUCAGGUGAUGCGGAUAUCGAAGCGGUUUAUGUCGUCGGGAUGGAGCUUUGAGCCCUAUGUGAAGGGAGCAACCUACGCAGUGGAGGAAGAGGAGGACAUCGAAAAGAUGUUGGCUGGGGAGGGAGUGCCCUUUGAGUCUAUUCAUCGGGAUGGUGAUGAUAUAUUCGUUGUUACUUCACAGAAGGAUCAGGAGAUUGUUGAGGACUGAGGUGAAGGAAAGUUGACUGCUUCAAAAAUCGUACCGUCUAGGCAGAGCACUGUAUAUAGAUCCUCUUAAUAUCUCAUGAACAAUGGCACAACCUUGUUGUGGUUGCUCUUCUCACAGGCUCCAAUCUGUAGGCUCCAUAGAUCAUACGCGCCAGCCACCAAAGCCGAUCCACAAAAUAAAUGACAACAGCUUCUUGAUAAGGUGUACUCCGGCUUUUCCAUAAGCCAGCUACUUGCUUCUACACAAUAGAGGGGCAUUGGCUG
Molecule: messenger RNA, 1140 nt
Organism: Talaromyces stipitatus ATCC 10500
Lineage: Eukaryota; Fungi; Ascomycota; Eurotiomycetes; Eurotiales; Trichocomaceae
Exons: 2
Coding region: 11-877 (288 amino acids)
Source: RefSeq, a predicted model, not a curated record